UCUGAAAUCAGCAACAACCAUGAGCGAAGCAGCGAGCACUGAUCAACAGGACACACCGGCGCCUUCCAAAGAGUCAAAAGAAUCUCUUGAUGUCAACAAGGUACACUCAGCAAAUAGUUGGGAAAAGGUGGAACUAGGAGAUGAUGAUCGUAAGAAGAAAUUCCUGAGACUAAUGGGAGCAGCUAAGACACAACACCAGGGCAGAUUUGUUAUUGGAGAUCAAGAUAAAUCUCAUGGAAGAUCAUUAACUGAUACAGAGACCAUGACAAGUAAUCUAGAGAAGCAGUUCACAGGUGGUUUGGAACAUAAGUUUGCAGCAGGACCAAGAGGGCAUGUAGGACUUGGAUUUCAUGGUGGUGAUUCCAAGGUGAAAGAUUCUACAGAAAAGUCAGAAGACAAAGUUGAAACAAAGGAUUCUUCUGAGGAAAAAGGAAGACCAGAUGUGAAAAAUGACAUUGCUCCAAAACACAAACUGGAUGAAAGCUCCAAAAAUGCUGAUAAUGAUAAACCACCAGUUAAAAUGAUGAAAUUUGUCAAAUCUAGUUCCUGAAAGUACCAGAUUUGAAAAUUUUGAAAAUUAAAUUUGUAGCAGCAUUUAAAACUUACAAUAAUGACUUGUUCAGUGGAAAAGGUUAUAUGACAUUAUAGGAUCAAGAUCAUGACUAAAUUGAUUUUUCCUCUCAACAUUUUAUUACAUACCCAAUUUCAUCUGCCUUGACAAACGACAGCCAUCACUGUUUUUCUGAAGUGAUUUGAUUAUCAACCAGGAAUGCAAUCAUUGUGAUCUCAUGCUUUAAGACCAGUACAGUACAAGAUUAAGAAUGUAUGUGUAAAUAUUGAUACCCAAAUACUACGAGAUAAAGUUUUCACUGUUUAAUCAAAUUCAGAGAAUUUUACACCUAUCAUUUCAUUCAGAAAUAGCAUAACUUUAUGAUCAUCAUUGUCAUUAUCCUAUUGGUGUUCAUAUUUUAUAAGAUGUGAAUUGUAUUCAUUUGUUUUGUUAGUAUUAAUAAAAUACUGUUUGUGUCUG
Ylistrum balloti is the source of this 1030-nucleotide messenger RNA. RefSeq names its product small acidic protein-like. Lineage: Eukaryota; Metazoa; Mollusca; Bivalvia; Pectinida; Pectinidae. The transcript has 4 exons. The record is from RefSeq and is a predicted model, not a curated record. Bases 20 to 550 code for a protein of 176 amino acids.